Molecule: messenger RNA, 1174 nt
Organism: Cucurbita pepo subsp. pepo (vegetable marrow)
Lineage: Eukaryota; Viridiplantae; Streptophyta; Magnoliopsida; Cucurbitales; Cucurbitaceae
Product: ethylene-responsive transcription factor ERF091-like
Biological process (GO): regulation of DNA-templated transcription; ethylene-activated signaling pathway
Molecular function (GO): DNA binding; DNA-binding transcription factor activity
Source: RefSeq, a predicted model, not a curated record
ACCCCAAAUUACUUAGCCGUUAAUUUAGGUGAUUAGUGGAUUGAAGGGCAAGUUUCCUUGUGUUUAUGAUGGAAUGGAGUGGGAUUGCACAUAAGUUGACGUGUAUUAAUUUCACAUGGGGGUUUAUUUAUAUAGCUCUGUUCCCAAUGACUCUUAUCUUCUUCUCUUACUUCAUUAAUUCGUGUGAGAUCUGUGUUUUUGAGUUUUUAUAAUUGGUGUUGAUGGCUAUCAUCCAACAGGAUAAAUCUGAAGCAAUCUUGGAGAAUGUUUGGGCGAAUUUUAUUGGUGAGAAUGGAUUGGAUGGACAUGGAGGAGGAACAAGAAGUGGUGGUUCUGGAUUAAACAAGUCUUGGACAGAGCUACCAAGUCUUUGUUGUGGAGAUGGAUCCAUGGAGGUUCUUGAAAGGCUACCAAGUCUUGGAAGAUGGAUAUCCAUGGGAGCUGACGCAUGGGAGGAGCUUCUUCAUGGGAUUGUUCCUGCUUCCAAUACACACCAAUCUUUUCAUGACAAUUUGGAGAGCUCCCCAGUUCAUCAUUCUGGUUUUGUUGUUGAUAGUACACGAGUGGAGACAGCGGUGGCGACGAAACACUACCGGGGUGUGAGGAGACGACCGUGGGGGAAAUAUGCAGCGGAAAUUCGAGAUUCGUCGCGAAAAGGUGCUCGGGUUUGGCUUGGGACUUUCAAUACAGCUGAGGAAGCUGCAUUGGCUUAUGACAAAGCUGCACUGAGGAUUAGAGGUCCAAAGGCACAUCUCAAUUUCCCUGUUGACACUGUUGUUGAAGCUAUGGGAAUGCAUUCGUCAACAAAUAUUGAUCAUUUGGAUAAUCUCAUGCCUUCUUUUCAAGGACAUGACGACUCUGCUUCUUACUCACAAUUAGGCAGCCACGGAAGUUCGUCGAUCAUCGGCAAGCGAACGACAAGGGAAUGGGAAGAUAAUCUCAAUUUCAACGACAUGGAAUUCGAACAUCCAACGGUGAAGAGAAAGACCAACAUGUUCUACAAUGAUUUCGACGUGUUCGAGUUUCAAGACUUGGGGAGUGAUUAUUUGGACAACUUGAUGUCUUCUUUAUGAUAUCGUCUUGUCUAAGAUCCAUCUAGUUUGAUUGGUAACGGCAAGGUUUUUGUCACUAAGUAGACCAGCAGAAAGGGGAAAAAAAUCCCAAGAACAUAUUU